AGAGGAUAAAUUCACAUGUUGAAAGGAAAGACGCAUUUUGUGUAGUUAAUUUCCUUAAUUAGACAGGAAAAAGAAAUUUCUCUAUAUAUCUAAGAUCGUCAAGAAGGUUAAAUCAUGCCGAAAAACAAAGGAAAAGGAGGAAAAAACAGGAGGAGGGGUAAAAAUGAGAAUGAAAAUGAAAAGAGAGAACUGGUGUUCAGAGAAGAUGGGCAAGAGUAUGCACAGGUUACAAAGAUGUUGGGCAAUGGACGAUUAGAAGCUCUCUGUUUUGAUGGAGUAAAGAGGUUAUGUCACAUCCGAGGAAAGCUACGGAAAAAGGUGUGGAUCAAUGCUGGAGACAUCAUCCUACUGGGACUUAGGGACUACCAAGACAAUAAAGCGGAUGUCAUACUGAAAUACACACCAGAUGAGGCCAGAAAUCUAAAGGCUUAUGGAGAACUUCCAGAAUCUGCAAAACUCAACGACAACCUCUUUGAUGAAGAUAAUCAAGAUGAAAUUGAGUUCCAGAAUAACUUUGAUGGAGAUGAGGAUGAUAUUGAAAAUAUGUAAAGAGGUCGAUAUUUUGCUGAGAUGUCAUGGACUUUAAGAUGUUGAACACAUAAGACUGAUUAUUAGCAGGUGUCUGUAGACAUGAACUGUUAAUUGGUUUGCUGAGAGAUUGAGUUUACUGGACUGUCUAACUCCAUUGUCAUUACAAGUAGAAGUUAUAUGAUGAUGACAUAUUGUGAUAAUGCCUGUAAUGAUGUCAAUCCCAUGGUGGAGAACAUGGACAAACAAUCUCACAGACAGGAUUAUUUAUUCCAUGUGGUGUUUUUGGAAAUUGAAUUCUGACAGUAAUCUUGGACAGAGCAGCAAUCUACAAUUGUUACUGUUGGAGUGUGUGAUUCAUAAUAUGACUGUUAUAUAUAUUUCAUGGAUUAUAUUACCUUUUCUCUUCAUUAAUGGAUUUGUACGAGACAUAAUCAAAUAUUCUGAUAAAAUGUAUCGUGCAUGAUGGUUUGUCUCUAUAAUUACCAUAUGCAUGUGUGAAGAUCUCUGACAUCAAUAAUUACAUAUAAGAUAAUUCUUCUUUAAAUAAUUCCUACUUGUUGAUGAGCACUUCUUUCAUAUAUUUGAAACAAUUUUUUUUAUUGAAAGAAAAAAAAGUUUGUGAUUGUCCUUAAUCUAUUGAUAAUACCACAUUCAGGACCUAUGAUUAAGGCAUACUUCAUGCAGUGUAAAUUUAAACAGAAUUGAGUAACCCUGCAAUUUCAUAUUGAGGAAAUAUUAUAAUAGAAAAUUCCAUUUUGUAGAAUUUGUAGAAAUAAAGGCAAGAAAUUAAACAUCAGCCAGAAUGAUGAAAGUGCUAGUAUUAUCUUGGCAAUUUAUGGUGUAAAAUGUUGUACAAUUGUAUUUUCUUUAUGAUUAAUACAUUUGUAUUGUAUUCAUGUCUUUAUAUGUUGUAUGUUUAAUUCUUGGCAAAUUUGUUAAUAGUAGGAAUCUAUAGAUUUACAUCAAUUUACAUUAUCAAGAAUAAGGAAAGAAAUUUUUAUAAUGGACAUCACUUAUUUUGCCAGAUUUUGAAAGAAUCUAGUAUUUUUACAGGUCAUCUUGACUAUUUAACAUCAAGUACUAAUUAAGAUUUUUGAUAUUAGCUUUUUGGGUAUUAAAGAAAUUUUCCUACAAUUUUUCAUCAAUUAUCAUCUUAAUAGCAAGGGUUUUGAAUAUCCUUGUUGAUCAGAGUUGUUGUGAAUAGUUCUAUGUUGCCUUGAUGAAAAUUUUGUACAGGCUUUUGGACAAAAAACAAUGCUUCGUUGCUGUUGAUAUGUUUUAUAUGUGAUAUAUGCACAAAUUCAAUUACUACACUCUUGGUGGAUAGUUCAUGGUCGCUUAGUAUGAAGUACUCCAUAUAUGGAACUAGUACAGUUUUACAAAGUAAUGUAAGUAAAUGAAGGAACUCCAUUACUCUUCUUUUCCUUUGAAAAAUGAUAAAUCAUUGCACACAAAAGUAUUUUAGAAUUGAGCUUCAGUGAUACAUUCUGCUGUCUCUCUGAAACUAUUUUAUGUUAAAAAAAUGUUCAGUUCACUUGUACAAGGUACAUUUAGAUACCAUAGUUGAACCUACCAUUAAAGAACCACAAACAACUGAUCACCACAUGUCCAGACUUUUGACUGUUUUUGUCAAUAAAUGAUGACAGAAAUGGGAUUAUUCAGUUAUUUUUUGGACUCUGGUAUUUGAGUCCUGAACUCCAGCUUUUCCUGUGGGACUCGCUCCAAAUUUGAAAGCCCACUUUUAAAUGCCAUGUACCAGUAGUAGAUCAACCACAUGCUUUUCAAAAUCUCUUGUGACAGGUACAGAAAUUCAUCUUGUACUUUCAAUAUAUGCAAAUUAUCAUAAAAGGAAUUUAUAGAAAAUGUUAUUGCUUUCAGUUUAGAAAUUUGUUUUAAAAGUCAAGGACAGCAUUUACCAGUACAAAUUUUCUUUUACUGGUAUAAUGUUGUUUCUAAGUAUACCUGUAAAUAACUGAUAUUCAAAUUUUUGUCAGGUUAACAGAGGUUUCUUGUAUUUCAUCUUAUAAAAGUUUUGUUAAAUAUGUUUCAACAACCAAAUUACUGUAAUAAAUGUAAGUACUUGUCCAUCAAUAUGUUUGGAUAUGUCAACAUGUUUGGAUGUACAUUAAAUUUUACCAUACCUGUUUCUACUGCAGCAUCAAUUAAGAGGGAAAAAGUAUUCUGGUAGUCUUGUUUGUAAAUGUGUUGCAAGAAAGGGUGACUUUUAUAGCUUAAUUUAGCAUUUUGUAAUGAGUCAGAAAAAAGUAACACAUACACUACAUCAUAUUGAUAUAACUGUUUUGAAUUUGAAAUAAAAAAUAAAUAAAUGAAAUUUAGAUCUAGUAAAA
This is a messenger RNA of Ylistrum balloti, 2879 nucleotides long. RefSeq names its product eukaryotic translation initiation factor 1A, Y-chromosomal-like. The coding region runs from base 115 to 549 and encodes 144 amino acids. The transcript has 6 exons. Gene Ontology annotation, molecular function: translation initiation factor activity; RNA binding. Gene Ontology annotation, biological process: translational initiation. Lineage: Eukaryota; Metazoa; Mollusca; Bivalvia; Pectinida; Pectinidae. Gene Ontology annotation, cellular component: cytoplasm. The record is from RefSeq and is a predicted model, not a curated record.